This is a messenger RNA of Aspergillus melleus, 597 nucleotides long. RefSeq names its product putative isochorismatase family hydrolase. The transcript has a single exon. The record is from RefSeq and is a predicted model, not a curated record. The coding region runs from base 1 to 597 and encodes 198 amino acids. NCBI's taxonomy places the organism in Eukaryota, Fungi, Ascomycota, Eurotiomycetes, Eurotiales, Aspergillaceae.
AUGUCCCCCCUCUCCUUCCGCCAAACCAUCGGCCUCCCCCGCUCCACCGCCACCACCCAAGACUCAACCCUGAUCAUCAUCGACGCGCAGAACGAAUACGCGCAAGGAAGACUCGCCGUCGAGCACGUCUCCGCCAGCCGCAAGGUCAUCUCUGACCUGCUGAACCGAUACCGUCGCGGCGGGCACAAUGGCAAGAACAUCGUGCACGUGGUGCACGAGACGCCCGCGGGAGCACCAGUGUUCACGAGCGGCACCGAGCUGGCGCGGGAAUUCGAGGAGCUGACGCCCGCGGCGGGCGAGAAGGUCGUGACGAAGAACUUCCCGAGCUCGUUUGCCCAGACGGAUUUGCAUGCGUAUCUGAGCGGGUUGGGGCCUGUCGGGAAGAAGAUCGUGUUGGUGGGAUAUAUGGCGCAUGUGUGUGUGUCGACGACGGCGAGGGCGGGGAGUGAGUUGGGGUAUGAGGUUUUGGUGGCUGGUGAGGGCGUUGGGGAUCGCGAUAUUCCUGGUGUGAAGGCGGAGGAACUGGUGUCGACUGUGCUGAGCGAGUUGGAUGAUGCGUUUGGGACGGUCGUGUCGGCGACGGAGAUUCAGGGGUGA